GAUAUGGGACUAGACCAGUCCUCUUCAGGAUUGUGAGGCCUCCUCUCUGAGAGUUAUAAUGAGUUAUCAUCAGAUUGAUAUGGGACCAGACCAGUCCUCUUCAGGAUUGUGAGGCCUCCUCUCUGAGAGUUAUAAUGAGUUAUCAUCAGGGGGCUGAGGGUGGUGCCAUCCAUAAAGAAAGACAGAAGGAUGGGUCACCAAACAAGGAUCUUGAUGAGACCAUGGACCCUUAUAUGAAGAGUGUCCAUCCAGAGAUAGCUGAGUCUGUUUCCUCUGGUUAUUUAUCAAUUAAGAGUGACCAAUCCAUGGAUCUCCCUUUUCGUUUCAAAGGGCCAGGAGAGGUACCCUGUGAUAUCUGCUCUGAGGUCCAAGCAGUGAAGUUCUGUCAGACCUGCACUAUCUCCUACUGUGAGAACCACAUCAGACAACACUAUACAAUACCUAAACUACAGAGACACACCCUGGUGGAGGUGACUGGAGACCUGGAGGAGAGACUCUGUCAGGAGCACCACAGAGCUCUGGAGGUGUUCUGCAGGACAGACCAGAAGCUGAUCUGCAGUCUGUGUGUAGUAACAGAACACAAAGGACAUGAUGUAGUCUAUGAAGAGAUAAAACAAGCAGGAAGACAGACUUUUGAUGGAGAGCAACGCCAAAGGCCAGAGUCAGUCAACGUGCUGCCCCCUCCUGGGAAGAUCCAGGUCCUGUCAGUGAGAUCAGACUCUGUGUCUCUGAGCUGGGGUUCUCCUGAGGGGCUGAAGGCACCACACAUGUUCAGAGUGACCUGGGGCUGUGACCUGGGGGAAACGGACUCAUCAAAAGUGAAAGGCGGGUAUCAUCUUAAAAUAAGCAGUCUCCAACCUGGUGAAAAGUACCAGUUCAGUGUGGCCACAGAGGGAGAAGAUGGAAGUCAAAGCAGAUGUGUCUCAGCAUCCCUAUCCACAGUGGUCCCACCCAGAGACUUAAAGGUAGACCAUUUGGAAGAGUCCUCCUUCACUCUCCACUGGUCCAAGGCUGAAGGAAUGGAAAAAGUCCCACAGCGCUUCCUCAUAUCCUACUGCAGCCCAGGAACAGACCUCCAUGCAGAGAAUACUAAAGACUGCCACAAAACAUUCUCAAACCUGCAGCCUGGUACUGAGUACACCGUCAGCGUCUCAACUGUACUGAAGAAUGGGGAAGAGAGUGAACCUGUCUCUACAACUAUCUGCACUAUACUGCCUGCUCCAGACCAGAUUAAUGUUGACUCAGUGGACACCACAUCAGCUGCUGUUAUGGGCAGCCACCAGGAUUAG
Coregonus clupeaformis (lake whitefish) is the source of this 1289-nucleotide messenger RNA. RefSeq names its product fibronectin-like. Bases 135 to 1289 code for a protein of 384 amino acids. Gene Ontology annotation, molecular function: protein binding; zinc ion binding. The record is from RefSeq and is a predicted model, not a curated record. The transcript is spliced from 7 exons. Lineage: Eukaryota; Metazoa; Chordata; Actinopteri; Salmoniformes; Salmonidae.